AGUCUGCGCUGCCCCGGCCGGGCCGGGGCGCGUCUGGGGCAUGGGGCAGGGAGAGCCCAGCAGCUGACCAUGGCUGAGGGCUGGCCGUGGAGCUCCCGGCCCGGGGCUGCGUGCCCCCGCAGGGCCGUGAGCAUGUGCGAGUCGCUGGACCUGCGGGGCGACCCGGCGGUGCAGGCUGCCCUCACGGCCGCCCAGCAGCAGAAGAGACGGCCCAAGAGCCUGUGCUCGGUGGGCAACGGGCUAGGCCCUGGCGCCCUGCUGCUCCCAGCGCCCCCCGCCAGAGCCCGCAGCGGCUUGCUGGACUUCUUCAGGCUGCGGCCUCCCCGCCGGCGGGAGGAGGGGGGCCUGGCUCAUGGGGCAGAUGGGGCACAGCGCCUGCGCCCAGCCAGCAUGACCUGCCUGCCCUCGGGGCGGCAACCGCCCGCUGCCGAGGCCUCGGGCUUCCUGCGGGGCAGCUCCCUGUGGGGCAGUGGGCGCUGGAACAUCUUCCGGGGCAGCGACCGCAGCAGCGCCGGCCCCAGGAGGAACUUCAGCUCCCUGCGCAAGAGCUUCAGCUUCCGCCUGCGGCGCGGCCAGGAGCUGCGGCGCUCGGAGUCGGGGGGGCUGCUGCGCCCGCCGCGCCUCCGCACCAAGAGCGAGGGCGACGCCAGCUCCCUGCACACCUGCCCCAGCAAGCGGGACCUGCUGUACCCGGAGCUGGGGCGAGCCGGCGGGAAGCCGUGCUCAGGCUCCGGCCAGGCCGGCGGCCUCUGGAAACUCCUCACCAGCCGCUUCCGCAGGCGGGACCGGGGCAGCGCCGCUCCCCAGGAGCCCCCCCGAGGCACCGAGCCCCUCCUUGUGGCUGUGGGGGGCAGCCCGCUGCGAGCAUUGGAUUCGUUUGUGAACAGCCAGGAAUGGACCCUGAGCCGCUCGGUGCCUGAGCUCAAAGUGGGCAUCGUGGGGAACCUGUCCAGCGGCAAGUCAGCCUUGGUGCAUCGCUACCUGACUGGCACGUACGUGCAGGAGGAGUCCCCAGAAGGUGGCCGGUUUAAGAAGGAGAUCGUAGUGGAUGGUCAGAGUUACCUGUUGCUGAUUCGAGAUGAAGGGGGUCCCCCCGAGCUCCAGUUUGCCGCCUGGGUGGACGCCGUGGUGUUUGUCUUCAGCCUGGAGGACGAGAUCAGCUUCCAGACGGUGUAUAACUACUACCUGCGGCUCUGCAGUUACCGCAGCACGGCCGAGGUGCCCAUGGUCCUGGUGGGGACGCAAGACGCUAUCAGUGCCACCAAUCCCCGUGUCAUCGAUGACUCUCGGGCCCGCAAACUCUCCAACGAUUUGAAGCGCUGCACGUACUACGAGACCUGUGCCACCUACGGCCUGAAUGUCGAGAGAGUCUUCCAGGAUGUGGCUCAGAAGGUGGUGGCCCUGCGGAAGAAGCAGCAGCUCUCCAUAGGGCCCUGCAAGUCCCUGCCCAAUUCACCCAGCCACUCGUCUGUCUCCGCUGCCUCUAUUCCCUCUGUGCACAUCAACCAGGCCACCAACGGCAGCGGCGCCUUUAGCGACUACUCCUCCUCCGUGCCCUCCACCCCCAGCAUCAGCCAGCGGGAGCUGCGCAUCGAGACCAUCGCUGCCUCCAAUACGCCCACCCCCAUCCGCAAGCAGUCCAAGCGGCGCUCCAACAUCUUCACGUCUCGAAAGGGCGCAGACCCGGAGCGGGAGAAGAAGGUGCCGGAGUGCAAGGCGGACAGUAUCGGCAGCGGGCGAGCCAUUCCCAUUAAGCAGGGCAUUCUCCUGAAGCGCAGCGGCAAGUCCCUCAACAAGGAGUGGAAGAAGAAGUAUGUGACGCUGUGCGAUAACGGAGUCCUCACCUACCACCCCAGCCUGCACGAUUACAUGCAGAACGUCCAUGGCAAGGAAAUAGAUCUGCUGAGAACAACAGUGAAGGUGCCGGGCAAGCGGCUCCCCAGGGCGACGACGGCGACAGCCCCCAGCGCCAGUCCCAAAACCAACGGGCUUGCCAAGGAGCGGAGCAGCAUGCAGUUCCCAGGAGGCCCAGGUGCCCCCCACUCGACCAGCAGCACCUCCCUGCACUCCGAACGCUCCAUCAACUUGGUGGGCUUCAGCUCGAAGCCAGACGGCAUGCACCAGCGCUCCUACUCCGUCUCCAGCGCAGACCAGUGGAGCGAGGCUGUGGUGAUCCCCAGCAGCUGCCCCAACCCCCCUAAUGGCACCGCAGAUGCUCUCAGCUCCAGCCCAAACACGUCCAACGCUGCGAGCCCGAAGCUGGAGCCGCCUCCAUCCCCUCAUGCAAACAGGAAGAAACACCGCAGGAAAAAGAGCACAGGGACAGCCCGCCCUGACGGCCCCAGCACAGCAGCAGAAGAACAAGACGAGUCAUUCGAGUUCAUCAUCGUGUCACUGACGGGCCAGACCUGGCUUUUUGAGGCCUCGACGUCCGAGGAGCGGGAGCUGUGGGUUCAGGCCAUCGAGAGCCAGAUCUUGGCCAGCCUCCAGGGCUGUGAGAGCAGCAAGAACAAGGCUCGGCUAGGUAGCCAGAGCGACGCACUGGCCCUGCAGACGGUCCGCACUGCACGUGGGAACAGCUUCUGCGUGGACUGCGACGCGCCCAACCCUGACUGGGCGAGUCUGAACCUGGGCUCCCUCAUGUGCAUCGAGUGCUCUGGGAUCCACCGUAACCUGGGCACCCACCUGUCCCGGGUGCGCUCCCUGGACCUGGACGACUGGCCUGGCGAGCUCAUCAUGGUCAUGACGGCCAUCGGCAACGCACUGGCCAACGCUGUCUGGGAAGGGGCGGUGGAGGGCUAUCAGAAGCCGGGCCCCGAGAACAGCAGGGAGGAGAAGGAGCGUUGGAUCCGGGCCAAGUAUGAGCAGAAGCUGUUCCUGGCUGCACUGCCGCACUCGGAUGUGCCCCUGGGGCAGCAGCUGCUGCGGGCCGUGGUGGAGGACGACGUGCGCCUGGUGGUGACGCUGCUGGCCCACGGCACCAAGGAGGAGGUGAACGAGACGUACGGGGACGGGGAUGGGCGCACGGCACUGCACCUCUCCAGCGCCAUGGCCAAUGUUGUCUUCACGCAGCUGCUCAUAUGGGUGAGGAGAAACCCCUCGCUAACCCCGGUUCCCGGCUCCGAUCCCCUCCGCCCCUCGCUGACCCCGGUCCCCCAGCCCCUCACUGAGUCCGGUUCCCGGCUCUGGUCCCCUCACUGA
Chrysemys picta bellii (western painted turtle) is the source of this 3201-nucleotide messenger RNA. NCBI's taxonomy places the organism in Eukaryota, Metazoa, Chordata, Testudines, Emydidae. The record is from RefSeq and is a predicted model, not a curated record.